Messenger RNA from Morus notabilis, 4359 nucleotides. Its product is annotated as peroxisome biogenesis protein 1. Gene Ontology annotation, molecular function: ATP hydrolysis activity; ATP binding. The transcript is spliced from 17 exons. Gene Ontology annotation, biological process: protein import into peroxisome matrix. Gene Ontology annotation, cellular component: peroxisome; peroxisomal membrane; cytosol. Bases 219 to 3617 code for a protein of 1132 amino acids. NCBI's taxonomy places the organism in Eukaryota, Viridiplantae, Streptophyta, Magnoliopsida, Rosales, Moraceae. The record is from RefSeq and is a predicted model, not a curated record.
AGAACAACCCGGUUCUCGAACCUCGUAAACUGAAAUCAGCUUCGGGACUCGAGAAAUCUGACCAAAACACAUACGGUACGUUCGUUCCAUUUUCAUCUUCUUCAACGUCAUUCCCGUUCCCCAUUCUCCCACAGGUUCUGAGCGGCGCGUCCUUCUCACGCGAUUCCGCAAACCCUAUUAUCUUUGCGACUCUCCAAGUAACAGUAGUGUUAGUAGCCAUGGAGUUGGAGUUCGAGGUGAGGCUGGUUGCUGGUAUUGAGAGCUGCUUCGUUUCUCUUCCUCUGCUCCUAAUCCAAACCCUCCAAUCCUCCCAACCGCGCUCCUCCGACGUCCUCGCCCUCGAGCUUCGCUCUCGCUCCUCCGACCUCCGAUGGUCCGUCGCCUGGUCCGGCGACACUUCCUCUUCUCCCGCGAUCGAGAUUGCUCGGCAGUUUGCGGAGUGCAUAUAUUUGGGAGAGGGCACGAGAGUUCAGGUGCGAGCACUGGCGAAUGUGGCGAAGGCCAGUUUGGUGACGAUUGAGCCCAACAGUGAGGAUGAUUGGGAGGUUUUGGAGCUCAAUUCGGAGCUUGCGGAAGUAGCUAUAUUAAAGCAGGUCAGGAUAGUCCACGAGAAAAUGACAUUUCCUUUAUGGUUGCAUGGCCGGACUAUCAUCACAUUUUGUGUGGUUUCAACAUUCCCCAAGAAAGCGGUGGUGCAACUUGUGGCAGGAACUAAAGUUGCAGUUGCUCCAAAAAGACGGAAGAAAAAUUUGGAUUCACACCAAGAUUCUUCCAUGUCAUCUUCCAAUAAAUCACAUCAAGCAGCAAGUGCUUUACUGCGCAUUCAAGACGCAGAUAGGAGACUAAUUUACAAAAGUGACAUUAAAAAUAUUGAGCUUGGCGUGGUUCUCACUUCUGUUGCUAUAGUGCACCCAGAAACAGCAAACAAGUUUGCAUUAGAUUCUCUUCAGUUAGUAGCUAUAGUGCCUCGAUUGUCGGCAAAGGAGAGUGUAAAAGAUUCUGAAAAAGGUGGCUUGAGAGUAAAAACGAGUUCAGUAUCGAAGGAUGCAGACACUGCAAGUAAACUGGAAAAUCGUCAAGCAAUUGUUCGUAUACUGUUUUCAGAUUCAGUGGCUAAAGGGCAUGUCAUGAUUUCUCAAUCUCUUCGUUUUUACUUGGGGGCUGGCCUGCAUUCAUGGGUUUAUUUAAAGGGACGCAACAUUUUGAGGAAAGAUAUUCCCUCGGUUUCACUUUCUCCUUGCCAUUUUAAGAUGAUAGAGAAAUCCAAGAAUCUUGAGAAAAAUGGUCUUGAAGUGUUUGAUAACCAUAAAAAUGGCAGAAGAAUAAAUAUGCUUCUCAAGAGGAGCUCAGCUAACUAUGUGGAUGUUGUAGAUUGGUCAACUCAUGAUGAAGUUAUUGCUGCUCUUUCACAUGAAUCUCAUUACAAAGAGGAUGGGAAAUCUGCUUUUAAGGAUGACAAUGGAAGGGGUCUACAAAAUCUUAUGAAGGUUUGGUUUCUUGCACAAGUUGGUGCAAUUUCUUCAACUUCUGGUCUAGAGGUUAAUUCAUUGUUUCUGGGAAGUGAAACGUUGGUUCACAUUGAAGUAAAAAGCCACAACCUUGGGUCUCAGGAAGAUGUACAGGCAUCAUCUAAUGGUUUUCUAGAAAACAUAAAAAAGACUAGUAAGCUAACGGCUGAAAUAUUGUAUGUAUUAACCAUUCCCGUGGAAUCUCACUCUGGUGGGAUUGUGUACGAGCUAGUGUUUGAUGAAUUAAACAAAGGGCAUAAUACUCUGCAAGGAGCAUUAUUUGAAAAAUUGGAAAUGGGUGAUCCUGUAUCCUUUAGUUGUGUCAGAGAGAGAAUCAUUGAUGAUGAUUUAAGUACUAAUGUAUCUUCCUUGAGCUGGAUGGGGACAACUGUUUCAGACAUUAUUAAUAGGAUGAUGGUAUUGCUAUCCCCUGCUUCUGGCGUGUGGUUCAGUUCAUACAACCUCCCUCUUCCUGGGCACGUUCUGAUAUAUGGACCUACAGGAUCAGGAAAAACAUUAUUAGCAAAAGCUGUUGCAAAAUUUCUUCAGGAACGUGAAGACAUCUUGGCACACAUAGUUUUUGUAUGUUGCUCCAAACUUUCUCUGGAAAAGGCCCCAUCCAUUCGCCAAGCACUCUCUGGCCACAUAUCAGAGGCUUUGGAUAAUGCGCCAUCCCUUGUCAUCCUUGAUGAUCUCGAUUGCAUUAUUGCAUCUUCAUCCGACUCAGAGGGAUCUCAAGCUUCAAGCUCUGCCACUGCACUUGCAGAAUUUCUAACGGACAUUAUAGAUGAAUAUAGGGAAAAGAGGAAGCUGGCUUGUGGAAUUGGUCCCCUUGCUUUCAUAGCUUCUGUACAGUCUUUAGAGAGCCUGCCACAGUCAUUGAGCUCUUCAGGAAGGUUUGAUUUUCAUGUUCAACUGCUGGCUCCUGCUGCCUCAGAACGUGCAGCCAUACUGAAACAUGAAAUCCGGAAGCGUUGCUUGCAAUGUUCUGAAAGCAUCUUACAGGACGUAGCUUCAAAAUGCGACGGUUAUGAUGCAUAUGAUCUGGAAAUAUUGGUUGAUAGAACUGUUCACGCUGCUAUUGGUCGAUAUAUGGCUUGCCACUCUUCUUUCGACAAAUACGAAAAGCCCACUUUACUCCAGGAUGACUUUUCUCGGGCAAUGCAUGAUUUCCUUCCAGUUUCCAUGCGGGAGGUUACUAAAUCUGCUCCUGAUAGUGGUCGGUCUGGCUGGGAUGAUGUUGGUGGUCUUGUCGACAUUCAGAAGGCAAUUAAAGAGAUGAUUGAGUUGCCUUCGAAGUUCCCAAAUAUUUUUGCAAAAGCUCCUUUAAGAUUGCGUUCCAAUGUUUUAUUAUAUGGACCCCCUGGUUGUGGCAAGACACACAUAGUUGGUGCUGCUGCUGCUGCUUGUUCUUUACGGUUUAUAUCAGUGAAAGGGCCUGAGCUGUUGAAUAAGUAUAUCGGUGCUUCCGAGCAAGCUGUGCGUGAUAUAUUCUCUAAAGCAGCUGCUGCAGCACCAUGCCUUCUCUUCUUUGAUGAAUUUGAUUCCAUUGCCCCAAAGAGAGGACAUGACAAUACUGGAGUAACAGACCGUGUUGUUAAUCAGUUUCUGACCGAAUUAGAUGGUGUUGAAGUUUUGACUGGUGUUUUUGUUUUCGCUGCUACGAGUAGACCGGAUUUACUUGAUGCAGCACUUUUAAGACCUGGUAGGCUAGAUCGCCUUCUUUUCUGUGAUUUCCCAUCUCCACGAGAAAGAUUGGAUAUUCUUACAGUUCUCUCUAGAAAGCUACCACUGGCCAACGACGUCGAUUUAGAUGCCAUAGCUUGUAUGACUGAAGGAUUCAGCGGAGCUGAUCUUCAAGCUCUGCUCUCAGAUGCGCAGCUCGAAGCAAUUCACGACCUUCUGGGUGGUGAAAGCAUACAUGAACCUGGAAAAAAGCCACUCAUUACUGAUUCUCUCGUAAAGUCUACUGCUUCUAGGGCAAGACCAUCUGUUUCAGAAGCUGAGAAGCAAAGAUUAUAUGGAAUCUACAGCCAAUUUUUGGAUUCAAAGAGAUCUCUUGCUGCCCAGUCGAGAGACGCAAAGGGCAAGAGAGCAACCUUAGCAUAGCAAGCUGUCGUGGAAGCAGGUAUCUCAUAUUCUGAGAUUGCAGAAUACAUUUUGCCCCGAAAUAACAAGAUUUAGAUUUCCAUCCACAUUAAGAACCAAACAUGGCAAAAACACAGUAACAUGGGUGAAAGUUACGAAUGCCAUAAUUUUUUAGGAUACAAGUUACACUGACUAGAUAUAAGCAAACAUGUUGAACUGAAAUGAUAGGGCUUGUGACUUCGAAUAAUAAAGAUCAAGGUAAGUUUUUGUUGACAUGGAAAUUUCUGACUGAUUCUUUUCCUCUUUUCACCUCACACAAUCGCAUUUAUGCAUCCUUGGUUCCAUAACAUAAUCUGCCCUUAUAGAAAUACACCUUGAAAUUGGGGUGCUACAAAGUAUACAAUAUCGAUCAUAUAAUUGGCUGAAUCUCAACGCUUGUUCAGGAGCAUCUGUCGCUUUACCCGACGCGUCGAGAUAGGUUUUCCGCUACCUGCUAAGUUUGCAUUUUGCUCCACACAUCCACCUAAUGAUGUCUCAUACGAAAGUUCAAUUACUUCAGUGUUUAUUAUCCUAGAGUUUUGGCGCAUAUGUCGACAUCGUCGAUCAGCUUUCCGAUUUGGAUGCGUUCAAUGGUUGUUAAACAACAAAUAAAACACGAUAGAAUAACACACAUAGAUAGGUUUAAUGGUCUAAUUAUGCAAGAGUUGUACACGAAUAAUUGUCUUCAGAAACUUGAAAUAGAAGGAAAAACGAGUGCAAAUUA